AUGACAGCUAUCUACUUUCGGUUUUCCUAACAGAGUAAAUUACAUUCCUACAAAGAUGAACGAAGUUUAAGUUGUGUUGAUACGUUAGAAGAAGUUGUUUUGCGGUAGAACAAUACUUUACUUUAAUGGGUGACAUACAAAGUUCAGAUAAACAGGAAAGAAAGCAUACAAGAAGUAAACACCCUGGAGUUGAUGGGCGUGUUAAACAAGAUCACAAAAAAACAAAACCGUACAAGAAACAAAAAGUUCAAAAGCAUUCCGAAGGAUCUGGACGACGACCACAUAGUGGAAAAAGGAGCAUGGGAAACUUUUUGAAGCCUAAAUACAGCGAUCCAGUUUACACACAAAAAGAAAAUAAAGAUUUUGUACUAUUCUGGCAGAAAGGCUCUGUGUUCAGUCAGUGGCAUCAUUCAAUGUUCACAGUGGAGGAACUGACAUUUAACUGUGCAGAGCAGUUUAUGAUGUAUCAUAAAACACGUUUAUGUGAUGACGAAAAAUUAACAGAGAGAGUUAUGACAUCAACAGACCCAGAAGAACAAAAGGAUUUUGGGCGACAGGCAGCAAAAUUAUCUAGCUUUAAUAGACCGCUGUGGAACAGUAAAUGUGAAGAAAUUGUGAAACAGGGAAAUAUUGCGAAGUUCUCACAGAAUCCAAAACUCAAAGCCGUACUGCUAAACACCGGAAAUAAAACACUGGCAGAGGCUAGUCCAUUUGAUGAGAAAUGGGGAGUCGGGUUAGCGGCAGAUCAUCCAGAUGCAUUAAACAAAGAAAAAUGGCGGGGAAGAAAUCUGCUUGGAACAAUUCUGAUGGACGUUAGAGAGGAAUUAUAUAAUGACCAAAUUAAAUAAAUGUUUUAAAGAGAAUAAAACACACAUGUGAUAAUUGACUACACAUUUUUUUUUAUAAAAUGUAUCUCCAUUUUACUAUAUUAUAAAAACUUGACCAACACUUGUAUACAAUAAUCAACACAACAAAAUUAUUCUCGUAAUGACAAUUUACCAAGAAUACAACUUUUGUCUUUCUGUUUUGUUUGAAAUUUGUGAUAUUACAUUACUUAUCAAAUUUGUACUUAGAUUCACUUACUUAACCAGUAAUAAAUAUUUAUUUUUUC
Molecule: messenger RNA, 1111 nt
Organism: Mytilus californianus (California mussel)
Lineage: Eukaryota; Metazoa; Mollusca; Bivalvia; Mytilida; Mytilidae
Exons: 3
Coding region: 126-848 (240 amino acids)
Source: RefSeq, a predicted model, not a curated record